UACGAGAAAAUAAUUGUUUAUAUAAAAUAAAUGUGACUUUAAAGGACUCGUUGUGAAAUUUCCUCAAAUUAUUCAUAAAAGAAGCGAGUGUUUUCGACAGCUGUGAUAAUCUAUCUACAUGAUGGCACCACAGCCACUGGAACAGGGUCUAGCGGCAGGCUACCUGCCGCAAGGCCAAGAAGGAAGUCCACGAAUGAACACAAUAUCCUUGGCAGUCCUCAUUGAUUUCAUCAUACAGAGAACCUAUCACGAUCUGACUGUGUUGGCAGAAUUGCUGCCACGAAAGUCGGACAUGGAACGUAAAAUUGAAAUUUACAAUUUUGCUGCACGCACAAGGCAGUUAUUUAUUCGCCUUAUUGCUCUGGUGAAAUGGGCAAAUUCUGUAUCCAAAGUGGACAAAUCAGCGAAUAUAAUGAGCUUUUUGGAUAAGCAAAAUAUGCUGUUUGUUGAAACGGCAGAUAUGCUGGCUCGUAUGUCCCGCGAAACACUGGUAAGGGCGUGUUUACCCAAUUUUCAUAUACCUGCUGCUGUUGAGGUUCUAACCAAAGGUACAUAUAAUCGCUUGCCAACCUGCAUACGAGAGCGUAUUGUUCCCCCCGAUCCAAUAACAGUUCAAGAAAAGCGCCAAACAUUGCAACGUCUAAAUCAAGUUAUACAGCACAGACUAGUUACGGGAAAACUUAUGCCACAAUUAAGGGAGUUCAAGAUACGAAAUGGUCGUGUUACAUUUGAGGUAAAACACGAGUUUAGAGUUUCCUUGACCGUGAUGGGUGAUAGUCCGACAGUUCCCUGGCGUUUGCUCGAUAUUGAUAUUUUGGUUGAAGACAAAGAAACAGGAGAUGGAAAGGCUUUGGUGCAUCCCCUUCAAGUCAAUUAUAUUCAUCAACUUAUACAAGCUCGACUUGUUGAAAAUCCUAAUGCCCUAAGCGAAGUCUACAACUGCCUACACUACUUUUGUCAAUCACUCCAACUAGAAGUUCUAUAUACCCAAACAUUGCGUCUCAGUUAUGAGCGCUUGGACGACAAUAUACAAGUCGAGGAAUAUAUUCCGGGUGUGAAAAUCACAGUUUCCUAUUGGCGUGAAUUAACCAGCAAAGAUCCUAAAUCCGAAUUGGGUUAUCGCUUAACAGUACAAUCAGAUCCCAAUGAAAUUGGACGCCCCCUGGCCGUGGUUCAUAUACCAUCUUUGGGGGCUAAAGAAUCAGCUGAGGUUGCCGAUCGCGCAGUACGUUCCGAUCAUUUGUCGAUGGAACGGCUUAUUGUACAUACUGUUUACAUACGAUCUGUAUCACGUUUGUCUGACUUGAAAUUGGAAUUCCAAGCUUUUCUCAAAGACGUUGAUUUUAAUUUACAAGGUACACCGGCUAUAUUGACAGUGCCGGUUCUAACGCCCUGUUUAAGGGCAGAACAAAUUCACAUAACAAUAGACACCCAUACGGGAAUGUUGCGCUGUCAUGUUCCCAAGCAUUUGGACUGUCCGAUAAUGCCAGAAAUGCAGGUUUGCCUUAAUGGAGAUCGCAACAAAUUGCCGCAAAUAAUGUCUGAAUUACGUUAUUGGAUAACUCAUCGACGUUGCGAAAAGACACUACAGCAUCUGCCUGCUACCGCUACCGAAACUUUACCAUUUCUCAAGGCACCCGAUAAUCCAUUGCUUCAGGCAGGAAGGCAUAAAAUUUUCGUUAAACUACAUCGUCACCCGAAUUUUAUAUUGGUUGUGCAGCUGAAGGAGAAGCCAAAUACACCUAAUGAAAUGGAGUAUACGUUCCAUCUAGGAUUCGUUGCUUUUCAGACAAAAGAAAAUGAUACUACUGUGGAAGAAUCCGCACAACAAUUGGUUCCAGUACAGGCCACACCCGCCCAGCAAGCUGCGGGGAACGCUUCUAAUGCCGAAGUGCCAAGAGUUUAUACAAAACUACUUAAACUUAUUGAAUUUGAUACUUUUGUCUCUACACAUGGCCCUGGAACAGAUGUUGACGAUACACCGCCACAUAAACGAAAAGCGGGCAAUGAACAUGGGGCACCGUCUGCAAAACAAGCAAAAACAAUUUAUCCAGCUUACUUUAUACCCGAACUUGCUCACGUUGUGGCCAUGUGUGAUGAGAAAAUACCAUUUUUGAAUUUAGCACAAGCCUUGACCAAACACAAUAUACCCCAUAGUGGUUUGCAGGUGGAAUCCAAUGCCACGUCAUUGGUAUUGAAAAUACUCGCUUUGCCCAAACCAGGGCAGACGCCUAUAUUUCAGCCACAACCUCAUAUACAAACCUUGCCGACCAUUGAGCCGCACAUAUGGAAGGAUCUAAUGAAACGACUACUGUCCAUUUCUAUCCGUUCUCAGAUGAAUAAAAAUAAUCAAAUUCGUAUCUGGGUUGUGGAGUUCGUAUUUUUCAGCACUCCACUACAAAGUAAUCAUGCCAAGGAACAGGGCAAUCGACGAACAGUUUACCUUACAUAUGAACAAAGUAAUCAUGAUUUCUCAAAAACAGUGGAAGAUUUACUAAAAGACUGGUCGAAAAUUGUGUAUCUCUAUACGUUAGCGUACAAUUUUGCUGAACACAUCAAAAACAAACGAUUAAAUAUUGCCGAUAUGGUUAGUAUAAAUUCGUACAAUUAUAUAAAUCUACUUCUCGGCUAUGGACCCAAAAAGGAGGUGAUUUGUAAUAUAUAUUGGUCAGCACAAUCACAUGGCUUUCGCUUGACAUUUAUGGGUGGCAUAACAACCGUUAAUGCUCACUCGAUGAUGCGAGAUCAAUUGGCUACACACUUGAAUAGCCAACAUAGUUUGGCCCAAAUGGUGUGCAUAUUACAUGAAACCUAUAAUCCUCUAUCAUCUAUAGCUAAGCUGCCAAUUAUUCCCCAUCUUGGAAUACCGCGACCACAAGUACCCGUCUUGUCGUUUUGUAUUCUACCACAAUCGCCUUGUCUGAUACGCCUGGCUUACCAAUCUAUAUAUUGUCUUGAGAUACGUUUUAAAUCCGGACGUUUGGUUUCAAUACGUGAUGGUGCCUUUAGUCGUUUUGAUCGCAAUUUAAUUGUCGAAUUCACACCUAUACAAGGAUUGAAGGGAUUCCUAUCAAAAUACGUUGACGAGAAUGCGGUUUAUCGUGGUCGAUCACAAAGUGAAGAUGACAAUCCUCCCUCGCCUUUGGGCAUGGAAGAUAAUUUUGGCGGACCAGGCAGUGUAUCAGGUGGUGGAACGGGAGGCUCAUCACCAUUUCUUAGUGCUGGCAUGAGAGGACCUCAAUCACCCCGAGAUAGCGGCUUGCGUUUUCCGGCACCCCAUACGCCACCAUCUAGCUCGAAUCCCCAUACCCCAGCCAGUCCUCAUCCUGUUGGUGGUGGAUCGUCUGGAGGUGGUACCGGGCAAAAUCAUCCGAACUAUAACCUAACUUCGCCGCCAGGACCCCACAUGCCGCAUCCUUCUCCUAGUGGUCUUAUGCCCUCAUCGCCACUAAAUCCCCAACCAAGUCCGCAUAUGGUUCACAGUCCCGGACCCAACACACUUUACAUGCAAGGUCACCAAGACUCUCCGUUUGCGGCAAUGUCACCGGCCAAUAGUAAUUGGCCCGGAUCACCGAGUAUGCCAAGGCCAUCACCGAGACCAGGACAAAGUCCAGAUCACAAAUCUAGCCAAACAGGCACGGCUGGUCAAAAUCCUGCCGGUAACAACUCGGGUAAUUCACAAAGCCUCAAUCGGAUGCCCCAAGCCAAUCGUUCAUGGGCUGGAGCAAUACCAACCAUAUUGACACAUGAAAAACUGGACCUACUUUGUCGUCCCAGUCCACAUCCCAAUAAGGAAAUUGGUGCAACACCGGAUAUAAGUCCAUUGGAACGUUUUCUUGGUUGUGUCUACAUGAGACGUCAGCUCUAUCGAAACAUUCAAAAUGACGACACACUACAGCUACUGAACUCGAACGAGCCCGGUGUGGUGUUGUUCAAAGUCGAUGGCAUGCAAUGUCAAGUGACUCUAAAUCAGGUUCAUAUGCAAUCGUUACACCUGAAGAUUGUCCCAUUGCCACCUCCACCCACUCCGGAUGGCAAACAACCUUUCCAAUUGAGUCCUGAAGAUUUUCUGGUACUAGAGCAAUUCUUUGAUACACGAGUGGCUGCGCCACCGUACCGUCCCAAUUCGUUGCAUGGCUUUAGUCGUGUUUUGAGUUGUACACCGCAAGUUCUUAAAGACUUUGUACAAAUAAUGCGCUUGGAAAUGAAGCCUGAAUUGGGAGGAGAUCAACUAAAAUGGACAGUGCAGUUCUGUACUCGGGUGCCACCAUCAGCGGCACCCAUUGUCCCAAUUGGCAAUCCCGGUGUACAUAUAGUGCGAUUGAAAAUAUUAUUCUUCUUACAAAUUACAAGAAUACCAUAUAAUGGCAAAGAAUGGAAGGAUAGUCCGUCACUAGUUUUACCAAUGGUGUACGAUCUUAAUUCGAAUUUAACACAAUUGGCUGAAAAGCGUGAAACGGUUCAAUCGCCAGCCGCCAUUGCAGCAAGUACAUUGUUGAGACGUUUCUCGGAAUAUGGUGUACCACAUGGGCAGUGUUCACUGUUUCCGGCUGUAAGAGAUUUAUUGACCAAUCUACAAUUACCAAAUGACGUACCACCACCAAAUCAGGCUAUUGGUCCUCCAGUUGGGUCCAUGGUUGGAUCGAGUCCAAAUCCCAUUAUGCAUUCGCCAAUGCAACAAAUGGGUGGACCUGUGGGACCACCCCAAGUCGGUCCCGGAUAUCAACAAAUGCCCCAAAAUCCCGGCCCUCAGUGAUGAAGGCGGAAACGCCGCUCGGCAGCCAAUAAUAAUGUAUGAUGCAGCACAGGCGGCUGAUUAAAUAAA
Molecule: messenger RNA, 4825 nt
Organism: Musca vetustissima
Lineage: Eukaryota; Metazoa; Arthropoda; Insecta; Diptera; Muscidae
Gene: MED14
Product: mediator of RNA polymerase II transcription subunit 14
Exons: 14
Coding region: 119-4756 (1545 amino acids)
Biological process (GO): regulation of transcription by RNA polymerase II
Cellular component (GO): core mediator complex; mediator complex
Molecular function (GO): transcription coregulator activity
Source: RefSeq, a predicted model, not a curated record